AUGAUUAUAGUCGAUGGCUGUCGCAAAAUUCUGUCGACUGCCAUUGCUCUUCUCCGGCGAGAGACGGAGAUGGACGUCAGAACCUUCCUCCUCACGUUUAUGGAAAUUGUAGGUGGUGCUUCCGGCCGCAAGUGCAUAAUGUCCGAUGGUGCACUGACCAUUGCGAACGCUGUACAUAACGUCUUUCCAUCCGCACAUCAGUUGUUUUGUUACAUUCAUAUAAUUAGCUAUGUUAUCAAAUGCUUUCCCUCAUCCACUUCAUUCAGACAUUAUUUCAUCGCAAUGUACACAUGUAUCUACUGGAAGUAUUUAGCUGAAUCUAAACUCAUUCGUAUUAAUGAUCAACCUUUCUUCCACUAUAUCAGUUCCUUCAUUCUUCCCAACGCCUGCAAAUGGAUCAACAGCAGGAUGCCUGGUGCUGCAACAUACAGCAUACACGACAGGGUAUGGUGGAGUCCAUGCAUCGAU
Molecule: messenger RNA, 468 nt
Organism: Dicrocoelium dendriticum
Lineage: Eukaryota; Metazoa; Platyhelminthes; Trematoda; Plagiorchiida; Dicrocoeliidae
Source: the annotation of a GenBank genome assembly